GCUGCGCGCUCACUGGAAGGAGAGAGCGAGAGAGAGAUGGAGGCGGGGGAAGUUUCACCCAUCUCUGCGGGGACUGGAGCUCCCGUGCCCUGGACUGGCGGCGCAGUGCUGGCUAACAUUCAACCCUCCCCUUGUUCCACAAGCAGUUCCACACACGCAGCGACAGCUUUUGAAGACCCAACUACCAAUCCGCCGCCAUACGGCUACAACACCUCUUUUCACCCCGUAUUCCUCGUCAUCUGAAAGUCGAGGCUAAACGGACGAGUUUUAACGGCAAAAUCGUGUGAAAAUAAUGAAUGGAGAAAUGGAGUCCUCCACUAAAGACCAAGUCUGGGCUCAGGACGACUUGCUGAAACUGCUGGAUGCCAUGAAGGGGAAUCUUCCGGAAAAGGACCACGCCAAGUACAAGACCUCAGAGUCUCAUCUGAACUGGGAGAAAGUGGCUUUCAAUGACUACUCAGCGGAGAUGUGCAAGCAGAAAUGGCAGGAGGUUUCACGAGAGAUCCGUAAAUUUCGCACGCUAACCGAACUGAUCAUCGAUGCACAAGACUACAUAAAGAAUCCUUACAAAGGGAAGAAACUGAAGAAACAUCCGGAUUUCCCCAAAAAGCCCCUGACGCCAUAUUUCCGUUUUUUCAUGGAAAAGAGGGCAAAGUACGCUAAACUUCACCCAGAAAUGAGCAACCUGGACCUCACCAAGAUCCUCUCCAAAAAGUACAAGGAGCUCCCAGAGCGAAAGAAGGCAAAAUACGUGCAGGACUUUCAGAGAGACAAAGGGACUUUUGAAGUCAACAUGAUGAAGUUCAAGGAGGACCAUCCAGACCUGGUCGAGAAUAUGAGUAAGAAGGGAUCCAACAUACCAGAGAAACCCAAAACUCCCCAGCAGCUGUGGUACAACCACGAAAAGAAAGCCUUUCUCAAAACACACCCCGACGCGACGACCAAAGACAUCAAAGACAGCCUGGGCAAGCAAUGGACGCAGCUCUCCGACAAGAAGAGGAUGAAGUGGAUCCAGAAGUCACUGGAACAACACAAACAGUACGAGGAGAUCAUGCGGGAGUUCAUCCAGCAGCACCCAGAGUUAAAGCUGACUGAAACAGACAUCGUCAAAUCCACCCUGACCAAAGCAGAGCGCCAGCUCAAAGACAAGUUUGACGGCCGGCCAGACAAACCACCAUCGAAUGGUUACUCCAUGUUCUGUGCAGAGCUAAUGUCCAAUAUGAAAGAUGUUCCCAGUACAGAGCGCAUGGUCAUGUGUAGCAAAGAGUGGAAACUCCUCAAACAGAGCGAAAAAGACGGCUACCAAAGACGCUGCGAAGAGAAAAAGAAAGAGUUCGAGGUUGAAAUGAACCGUUACCUGGGCAGUAUCUCUGUGGAGGAGCAGCAGCGAAUUCUGGCUGAGGACAAGAUGGCGGGCUUUAAAAAGAUGAGCGGAGGCAUCUUUUUAGAGUCGGAGGGCGGCUCCAAAAAGAAGAGCUCGAAAUCAAAGAGCAGCGCGGAGAAGUCGAAACCACCCAUCUCGGCCAUGUUCAUCUUCUUGAAAGAGAAACGGCCAAAGUUGCAGCAGGAGAGGCCUGAGCUCUCCGACAGCGAGCUGACCCGACAGCUGGCCCGCAUGUGGCAGGAGCUCCCCGAGAAGAAGAAGGUGAAGUACAGGAACUUGGAGGCCGUGCUGAAGGAGGAGGCUGCAAUGCAGCAGGAGAAGAGCAAACUGCCAGAAAGACCCAAAACAGCUCAGGAAAUCUGGCAACAGAGCGUCAUAGGAGACUAUCUGGUCAAGUUUAAGAAUGAUAGACAGAAGGCUCAGAAAGCGAUGGAGGCCACGUGGAACACAAUGGAGAAGAAGGAGAAGAUAGUCUGGAUUAAGAAAGCGGCGGAGGACCAGAAGAGAUACGAUAGAGAUCUGAGUGAGAUGCGUUCCCCCGUGACCAUCGCCGCAGUCACCACGGGCAAAAAGGUCAAAUUCGACGGUGAACCCAAGAAGCCCCCGUCGAACGGCUAUCAGAAGUUCUCGCAGGAGAUGCUGUCCAACGGCGAGCUCAACCACCUCCCUAUGAAGGAGCGCAUGGCGGAGAUCGGCGGGCGCUGGCAGCGCCUCCCGCAGAAGGAGAAGGACCGAUACAAGAUGAUUGCCGAGGAGAAGCAGAAACAAUACAAAGUCCAGCUGGAGCAGUGGCUCGCGAGCUUGACGUCACAGGAGAGGGCGACCUAUAAAGAAUACAACACAAACAAAAGAAAGAAUGUGGCGAAACCGGGAGGCCCCAACGCGAAGAUGAAAGCCAAAGCCGCAAAGAAAUCGGAAUCGGAGGAUGAAGCUGAUGAUGACGACGAAGAUGAUGAAGAGGAGAAGGAGUCUGAGGAUGAGUCAUCCAGCGCAGACGACAGUGAGGAGGAAGAGGAUGAUGACGACGAUGACAAUGAGGAGGAUGACGAGGAAGAGGAGGCGGAGGACAAGGAGAACAAAUCGGAGAGCAGCAGCAGCGGUUCGAGUUCAGAGGACUCGUCCGACUCGGACACAGACUGAGCCAGAACGCGGGCCCGUAAAAGGAACCCGCCCUCCCCCCCCCGGCCACGCCCAGUAAACUGCGAGCAGUGCUGAACUGAGCCAUGAGUCAGGCGUUCCCAGGCAACGUGGGCCCGCCUCGCACUCCUCCAACCAGCAGAGGGAGCCGUCCCCACUGCACCCACCACGUCCACUCAUCAUCCGUCUCUUUCUCCCUCCCUCUUUUUCUCCCUUUUUUUUUUUUCGCCCACCCAUCCUCGUCUUUUUGCCGCCGCAGAUUCACGCUUGUGGCUAAUCGAGCUUUGUAUGUUUGAAAGAAAGGAGAGAAAGAUUACAGUGUGGAGGGUGUCGACCUUCUGACCCCCCCCCCCCCUUAAAACCUAUCACUCAAAACACUACA
Messenger RNA from Chanos chanos (milkfish), 2903 nucleotides. RefSeq names its product upstream binding transcription factor (gene ubtf). Bases 293 to 2524 code for a protein of 743 amino acids. The record is from RefSeq and is a predicted model, not a curated record. Lineage: Eukaryota; Metazoa; Chordata; Actinopteri; Gonorynchiformes; Chanidae. The transcript has 22 exons.